Molecule: messenger RNA, 1918 nt
Organism: Sitophilus oryzae (rice weevil)
Lineage: Eukaryota; Metazoa; Arthropoda; Insecta; Coleoptera; Curculionidae
Product: putative protein TPRXL
Exons: 1
Coding region: 323-730 (135 amino acids)
Source: RefSeq, a predicted model, not a curated record
AAUCGUCCUGUUUCUUCGUAGGGUUCGUCGGUGCCGAUUUUGCUCCAAUUCCAUAUUUCGAAAAUUUUUCGCACAGGCGGUAAACAUAUAGUGUUUGUUUACUUUCCACUAAACGAAUUAACGCGUGUGAUUAUUAUUAAUAACCAAAGUUUCCGAUUAGAGAUAAAUCCGAAUCCCCUCCAACCAAAACGAACCGUAUAAAAGCUCGCGGCUCGAUCGAAAAACGUUAUUUGAGUACGAUUCAUUAGUGGUGUGACAGUUCCGUCAGUUUUCGAAAAAUUUCGUGUGUUUGUUUAUCAACAGAACAUUCUUAAACAAAAAGAUGGCUUUUAUGAUGCCGGUAGUGAAGAACGAUUGGGACAUUUACAAGUCCAAUCGUAGUCGAAGGCAAUCCGAGUGUUCCAACACGAAUUCGUGCCGUUCUAGAAAAGUCUCUGAGUGUCGAUCGGAGGGACCGAGCAGCAUGUCAACUUCGCCCGAUUUCAUAACAUCCUCCCACCGAUCCGUUCCUGACAAAAUGUCCUCUAAACAGUACGGCAGGUCGUAUUCAGCCAGUUAUUCCAGGACAAGUUCAAACAGUUUACAGAGCCCUGUUAAAAGUACAGCCUCUUCACCACCAAAGAACUCUUCCUCUUCGAGUACAAGCUUGAACAAGUUUCAUAACAGGCUUCUGGAUAAACUGAAGAAGUCGAUGAAGCAUGGCAAGGAGGAAGAGAGAACGAGUUCAUGAUUUAAUGGGGCCAAGGAGGUCAAACAGGACGGUUCUGCGUCCUAGCAACGCCUAUAUUAUCGCUUCUUCAUUCAAGUGCACGUUAGUGUAGUGUUCCAGUUUCCAGUGUGCAAGUAAUGUAGGUUUAUUUUUAGGCCAGAUCUGAAUGAUUUAUAUCAGUCUUUCGGAAAGAGCUCUGUGUUUUCUCCAUCCCUGCACUUUUCGUUAUCAUUUUAAGUUAUUUUCGUUUAUUAAUCAUUAAAAAAAUCACUGAAUCAAUUUAAAUUAUGUGUCUAUUUAGUGUUUCAAGUAAAAGCAUGUUUGGGGAAAGUCAGAGCACUUCGUAUAUCAAGUGAUGAUAUUGAUAUGUUGCCUGUGAUAUGUAGUUUCGAUAUUUUUUGUCAUGAGACUUUAGAAUUUAUAUUCAAAACAGAUUUAUUAAUACCAUAAAUUAAAAAAAAAAUUUUUUACUUAAAUAGUAAAAAAAGAAAAAAAAAUAAUAGCUACAAUAUUUCACAAUAUUGUAAAGAGUGAGUAAUAUUUUCAGUAUUCUGUUUCAUACAUAUUCAUUAAUUAAUUAGAUUAAAUAUUUUUAUCAAUACUGUUUUUAUUAGUUAAGUGGAGUUUUCUAAAUGAGGGCAAUUAUUUUGAUGUAAUAAUAAAUCUCGAAAUUUCACCAAAUUUUGACUAAAUAAAGUUACAGAAUACGUAGGUACCUUUGAAAUUGAAAGCUGCUUUUGGCAAUGUAUAGGCAUUCUAGUUUGUAUAUGGUGUAUAGGUAGCUUUCAAUUUCAAUGUAACUUAAAAAUCUAAAGAUUUUUAUUUGUCAAUUUUUCGGUAAAACUUAAGUUUUGUAAGACUGGUUAUAGAAAAGAGUGCCUAUUGUUUAUUUUCAAUGAUAUUUUCUUUAUUGCUUUUAGUAUUAAGAACUUAAAUAUAUUCUAAAGGCUAUAAAUAAAUAUAUUUUGUGACCUGUUGUCUAUGUGGAAUAAAUUUACUGUAGGCUUUUCUGACUAUAUUUUUAUUUUAUUUAUUGUAAUGUAGAGUUGAGAUAUUGAUAUGGGGGUAACAAAUAGUUAAAUAUUGUAAUAAAAAAUGACUAAAUGGUUCUGGACAGUAUCUAAUACUAUUGUUAAAGAGCAUGUUCUUAUUUUCUUUAAUAUUAUGUUUCUUAUUUAUUAAUGUAGACAAAAUAUAGACUUACAUCAA